Molecule: messenger RNA, 2277 nt
Organism: Panthera uncia (snow leopard)
Lineage: Eukaryota; Metazoa; Chordata; Mammalia; Carnivora; Felidae
Gene: SLC25A10
Product: solute carrier family 25 member 10
Exons: 11
Coding region: 529-1263 (244 amino acids)
Biological process (GO): thiosulfate transport; oxaloacetate transport; phosphate ion transmembrane transport
Cellular component (GO): mitochondrial membrane
Molecular function (GO): succinate transmembrane transporter activity; sulfate transmembrane transporter activity; antiporter activity
Source: RefSeq, a predicted model, not a curated record
UGGGGCGAGGGGGCCCGCCCAAGCUCUGGGCGCCGACCAGCCUGGCGCUGCGCUGCCCGGGAGGGCCUCGGACUUGGGUCGGCCUUGGCGCCGGGCCUGAGGGGCAUCGGUUCACCGCCCCCGCCGGGAGACCCUGCCCACUCCCGGAUGGAGGCGCCCCGUUUUCGUAGCUCACGGGCCGCGGUUCCCCCAUACUACCUGUGUGACCUUGGGCUAGUCACUUGGCCUCUCUGAGCCAGUUUCCACCCCUCACUUUUGAGCACAGUUCUGCCUGGUUGCAAGUUGAGGGGGUGGUUCUGUGAGGCGCACAGAAGUUGGCAUCUAGAGAGGAGCCAGGGCUCCAGCACACCCAGGGCCCAGGUGGCCUCCCUGCCUGGUGGGGACCCAGCACACAGUGAGGGAGUGCGGACUGCAGGUGGCUGCUUCCUCCUGGACCGGGUGGGCACCUAGAAGCCAGGGACCCUGCGCCCACGCAGGUCCUGCCUGGGGAGGGUACAUCUGCAGACGCAGCAGGAGGUGAAGCUGCGCAUGACCGGCAUGGCGCUGCAGGUGGUGCGCUCCGACGGCGUCCUGGCGCUCUACAACGGCCUCAGCGCCUCCCUGUGCAGACAGAUGACUUACUCCCUGACUCGGUUUGCCAUCUAUGAGUCCGUGCGGGACCAUGUGACCACGGGCAGCCAGGGACCCCUGCCUUUCUACAAGAAGGUGUUGCUGGGUUCCAUCAGCGGUUGUAUCGGAGGCUUCGUGGGGACCCCUGCAGAUAUGGUCAACGUCAGGAUGCAGAACGACGUGAAGCUGGAGCCCAGUCAGCGCCGAAACUACGCCCAUGCCUUGGAUGGCUUGUACCGCGUGGCCCGAGAAGAGGGUCUGAAGAAGCUGUUCUCUGGCGCGAGCAUGGCGGCCAGUCGCGGGAUGUUCGUCACCGUGGGCCAGCUGUCCUGCUACGAUCAGGCCAAGCAGCUGGUCCUCAGCACCGGGUACCUGGCCGACAACAUCUUCACUCACUUUGUCGCCAGCUUCAUCGCGGGUGGAUGUGCCACGGUCCUGUGUCAGCCCCUCGACGUCCUGAAGACCCGCCUGAUGAACUCCAAGGGCGAGUACAAGGGUGUCUUUCACUGCGCUGUAGAGACAGCAAAGCUCGGGCCGCUGGCCUUUUACAAGGGCCUCGUGCCUGCAGGCAUCCGCCUCAUGCCGCACACCGUGCUCACGUUUGUCUUCCUGGAACAGCUUCGCAAACACUUUGGCCUCAAAGUGCUUUCCUGACGGGGCCAAGGAGUGGGCUGAGCCAGGGCCAGCCCCCAGCGCCAGGCUCUUCCAGGGUCUGGGAAGGCCGUGGGCGAGCGCUGCCCUGAGCCCAGCAUCUGCCCCGGCGCGCCCCGGCCUCCCUGGCCCCAGACCCCACCCUGUCCUUUCCCAGCAGGCUCAUUCCAGUGACCUUCGCCCCCUCCAUCUCCUACCUGCCCGCCCCAGCCUGUCCCCUGCACACUGCUGACUCACUCAGAGGGGAGGUAUCCAGGCCCCGGGUCCGGUUUUCUCUCCUCCCUGGGUAGCUGGUUAACACUGGAGGCGGGAAAGCUGGGCUGGGGCUUCUAGGGUCUGGGGUCCCCUGCCCCUUCUCCUUUGGCCCCUGAGGUUUCUUCAUUUCAUCGAGCAGCCGCCUGGGGCCCUCAACACCAUCUUCCAGCAGCUUCCAUGGAGGACCUGGGGGGCAGAGUAGUGGGGCGCAGACCCCCUGCAGUGCUUUACCAAAUUGUGUGUGUGCACGUGCACUUUUAUCCGUGGAGAGGGACCACCGCUUUUCUGAAGUUCUCAAAGGCAGCCACGCUCUGGCAGCUCCAGGCCAGUGGGCAGAUGGCACCGUGCAGAAACCACGUGCCCAGGAGGGAGGUGACUACAUGGCCCGCAGGCACCAGGUCCAGCCAGCCCCCGGUUGCUUUCACAAGUGGUUUCGCCAGAACCUCAGAGCCAGGAGGUCCUGCUGCCUUCAGGGAGCGUGCGGUGUCGUGCACGGGGUCCGCGCCUCCCCCUGCUCCCUGCACAGCCCCCUCUGCGCAGUGUUCCUCAGGGGCCCUCUCUGUGUGGACGGCAGCUGUCCGCGAGGCCCCCCGCAGCCGAGACCCAGAUGUCAGCACCUGGGUUCUGUCCAAGCAGCCUGUCCUCCCGCAAGUGGGCUGGGGCCACGUCCAUCUGCCUCCCCAGGACCCCCGGGUACUGCACCCCCACCACAGCAAGGGGUGUUCCGCAGGGACACUAAUAAAGGACCGUGAAGUGCUCUGA